Sciurus carolinensis (gray squirrel) is the source of this 935-nucleotide messenger RNA. RefSeq names its product neudesin neurotrophic factor (gene Nenf). Bases 69 to 587 code for a protein of 172 amino acids. Gene Ontology annotation, cellular component: endomembrane system; membrane. The record is from RefSeq and is a predicted model, not a curated record. NCBI's taxonomy places the organism in Eukaryota, Metazoa, Chordata, Mammalia, Rodentia, Sciuridae. The transcript is spliced from 4 exons.
CUGGGCGGCGCGGCGGGAGCGCGCGGGUGCUGCCGCGGGCCGUCCUCGCCCUGCGCUGCGCGCUCACCAUGGCGGGCCCGGCGCCCGGGUGGCGGCUGCGGCCGCUGGCAGCGCUGGUCCUGGUCCUGGCGCUGGCCCCGGGGCUGCCCGCAGCCCAGGCCGGGCAGGCGCCGCGCCCCGCCGAGCGGGGGCCCCCGGUGCGGCUCUUCACCGAGGAAGAGCUGGCCCGCUACAGCGGGGAGGAGGAAGAUCAGCCCAUCUACCUGGCAGUGAAGGGGGUGGUAUUUGACGUCACUUCCGGAAAGGAGUUUUAUGGACGAGGAGCGCCCUACAAUGCCUUGACUGGGAAAGACUCCACCAGAGGGGUGGCCAAGAUGUCCCUGGAUCCUGCAGACCUCACCCAUGAUACCACGGGUCUCACAGCCAAGGAGCUGGAAUCCCUGGAUGAUGUGUUCACCAGGGUGUAUAAGGCCAAAUACCCCAUCGUUGGCUACACAGCCCGGAGAAUUCUCAACGAGGACGGUAGCCCCAACCUGGACUUCAAGCCUGAAGAUCAGCCCCAUUUUGACAUAAAGGACGAGUUCUGAUGGUCCACCUGCUGAAGGAAGUUCUUGGGAGAGUGAGCUGGGGAACCAGUGCUCCCCAAAGCCUCUGAGUCACCUGGAUCUAAAUAAAGCUGAAAUGAUCCUGGAAGAAUGAAUGCUUGUUAUUGUCCUUGGUCAAGUGUUGCCUGCCUGGUAUUCCUGCCUACACAUCAGCGAGGGUGCUAAUAAUAGCCCUAGUGGGAGACCUCCUGCAUGUCAACAUUGGCCUUCUUGACAGUGACUGAGAGGUGACCUUCAUUUCUUUAUACUUUUCUAUACUUGCCAAGUUUUCUUCUGUGAUCAUAUUUACUUUAUAAUAAGAGAAAAAAUAAACUUCCUGUUGGAAAAGGA